Molecule: messenger RNA, 1047 nt
Organism: Penicillium oxalicum
Lineage: Eukaryota; Fungi; Ascomycota; Eurotiomycetes; Eurotiales; Aspergillaceae
Product: CAAX prenyl protease RCE1
Exons: 4
Coding region: 1-1047 (348 amino acids)
Biological process (GO): CAAX-box protein processing
Cellular component (GO): endoplasmic reticulum membrane
Molecular function (GO): metalloendopeptidase activity
Source: RefSeq, a predicted model, not a curated record
AUGGCUCCCGUAAACACCAUCCUGGCUCGGCUCAAGAGUCUGUACAGCAAACACCAAGAUGAGCCCUCAUUAUCAGUCAAUACAGUCGCAAUUUGUUCCGUCGCCUUCACAUUACUCUACGUCGUGCCGCUAUAUCUCUCUCCGACCACGCGGCCAUCGCCCAGUCUCAGCCGCGAUGCGCCCUCCGUCAUCCGCGCGCGCAUUCGCGCUGUCACACUCUCUUGUGUCGUCUGCUCACUCGUUGUGCUAUGGCUGAUUGUGGAGAAAGGUGGUUCCUCCCCCGGUGCUGCGUUGAGUCUAAUGGGCUGGUGGCCAAUCAAUUUGGGUGAUAUUCUGCGCAGCUUGCUGUUGACCGCUGUCUUGUUUCUCGGUCCGCUCUAUGAGCGUGGAAUCGCGGAAGGCGAAUGGCGCUCGUGGUUUAGUCGCACCUCGUGGUCCCAGUCACUGAGUGGCUGGAUCGGGUGGAGGAAUUUCGUCGCGGGGCCCAUCACCGAAGAAGUCAUGUUCCGCUCCGCAUUGGUUCCGCUCCACGUACUCGCGCGUAUAUCGCCGGGGCGCAUCGUCUUCCUUUCGCCGCUGUACUUUGGCAUUGCCCACGUUCAUCAUUUCUAUGAGUUCCGACUCACUCAUCCCGAUACACCUGGACUCGCUGCACUGCUUCGAUCCUUGUUUCAGUUUGGCUACACGACCGUCUUUGGCUGGUAUGCCACAUUUGUGUAUCUUCGUACCGGCUCUCUGGUGGCUGUCAUCCUCGCUCACAGUUUCUGCAAUUGGUGCGGACUUCCUCGCCUCUGGGGUCGCGUGGAGGCUGGAGAACCCCUAGGGCCGCCAUUGCGUGGAAAGGAGGAUGAAGAUGGGAAUGGCCACGGUGUCACCGUUGGAGAUGGCCAAUUAAGUAUUGGGUGGACGGUGGCAUACUAUGCGCUUCUGGUGAUUGGUGCAUUGGCCUUUGCCUGGUUGCUGUGGCCAUUGACAGAGUCAUAUAAUGCCCUGAUGACAUUUGAUAAGAACACGAAAGGUGGUCAGAGUAUCAGAGGCCCUAAAUGA